ACCUCAUAAGGAAUACGAAAUACGGAUAAAUCGUACUGUAAACGGAACUAGACCAGAUGUGUCAUGCGUAGUCAACGGUACUCCAAUUUUGAAUUCAGAGAUCAAACCGCUUGGAUAUACUUCCCUCCAAAGAACAAAAGAUUUCAUAAAAGUUCAUCUAAGAGCAAAGGGGUCAGUGAACGAACAAUUGAAUACAAAAGGCGGUCCGGGUGAAGCAGCUAUUCUGCUAAAUACAG
This is a messenger RNA of Racocetra fulgida, 236 nucleotides long. The record is from the annotation of a GenBank genome assembly. NCBI's taxonomy places the organism in Eukaryota, Fungi, Glomeromycota, Glomeromycetes, Diversisporales, Gigasporaceae.